AUGGGUCAAUUGGAAGUGACUGUUGUUGAAGGACGCAAUUUCAAACAAAAAGACACAUUUAGUGCAAAUGACGCGUAUGUGAAAAUUUAUUUAGAUGAAAAAACCCCAAAAGAGAAGACGAAGGCAAAAUUGAAUUCAAAUAAUCCAACAUGGAAUCAAUCGUUCUUUUUUAAUCAUCUCUACGGACAAGAUACUCUUCAUCUUGAUAUUUACGACAAAGAUGCAAUUAAAGACGAAAAAAUAGGUUCAGUUCACAUUGAUUUACAUCAAUUGUAUCUGAAAGGUCAUAUUGACGAUUGGUUCGAUAUUCUAGACACGCAAGGACAAAUUCGUCUUAUACUUCAUUAUGAGAGACUUCAAAUCUAA
Messenger RNA from Adineta ricciae, 366 nucleotides. The record is from the annotation of a GenBank genome assembly. Lineage: Eukaryota; Metazoa; Rotifera; Eurotatoria; Adinetida; Adinetidae.